GGUUGUGGGUUUUGUUAUGAACCGCUCUUGGAAAUCUGAUGUUUAUCCCUGUGCAAGGGGGGCUGGCGCCCUGCUAGCCCUGCAGCAUCAUCCUCCAGCAGCACAUCGGGGUUCUACUCCGGGAGGGGUUACACGUGCUCUGCUCCCCCUUUCCCACCCCCCCUGAGGAGGAAGAGGAGGAGGAAGAGGAGGGGGACCCGCCCCCACCGGCUGGGCGCUCCCCGGUCGCCCUGCAGGCACCUGGGGGGGGGGGUUGCGGCAGGUUUGGGGUGCGUGUGGGGGGCCGGAGAUGGGGUGCUCUGCUCACUGAGCUGGGGGGGGCAAAGCCGAGACCCCCCCAACCCAACCCGGCUUUUCCCCCCCCCCCCCCCAAUUCCUCUGUUGGCUGCUGCUCCCGUCUCGCACGUGGUUGGAUUUAGGGAUUUCUGCGGGUUUUUGGUGCUUGGUUUGGAUUUCUUCUAUUAUUUUUAACUAUUUUUGGCCACGGGGGUGUCUCGGGGCUCGCUCUCCCCCCGGCUUCUGGCUGCCCCCCCACUUUGCAAUGGCCUCUCCGGAGAAGAUGCACCCAGGGCCGGCCGCCCUGCUCUGCUGCCUCUGCUCGCUGCUGCUCCCCGCCCAUGCCAAGGGGCCACCCCCCAGCCCCGAGCCUGCUGAGUCCCCUGGUGCUGUCACACUGCCUGUGAGCUACCGCCUGUCCAACACCCGCUUGGCCUUCUUCCUCAAGGAGGUGGGAGCCAGCCCAGUGGGCAACAGCAGCGCCCUGCUGCAACGUGCCGAGCCCUUCGUCGUCUUCCAGACCAAGGAGCUGCCUGUCCUCAACGUCACCCUGGGGCCCUUCAGCACAGGGCUGGUGCUGCCCAAGGAGCAGUUGCAGCCCUCCAGCACCUUGGAGGUCCCCGACCGCCUCACCGUCAACUGGAAGGUGCGCGCCUUCAUCAUCCAGCCCCGGCUGGAGGCCAACCAGCCCGUGGUCCAAGUGCUCUUCUAUGUAGCCGGCCGGGAUUGGGAUGAUUUCGAUGUCACGGACCGGCUGCCCUGCGUGCGGCUCCACGCUUUCCGUGAUGCCCGGGAGAUCAAGAGCUCGUGUCGCCUGCGGGGCAGCCUGGCCAUGUGCCUGGUGCAGGCAGAGCUGCCCCACGCCUGGUUUGGACCCCCGGCCGUGCCGCUGGGCAGGCGGAAGAGCCCUGAGAGCCUGGAGGUGUCGGGCGAGAGCCAGCAAGCCGAGCUCUACUACACCCUGCAUGCCCCCGAUGGGGCCGGACAGUGCCUUGGGGAGAUGGUUCCCCGCCGUGGGGCUGGGGGAGCCAGGACUGAGGGUCCCACACAGCACCCACUGCUGCGCAUCGGCAGUGUCAGCCUCCUGCAGCCCAGCCUGGGGCAGCCCAUGCAGGAGCAUCGGCUGGAUGGCAACAUCUUCAUCCGCUUGCCCAACAAGCCCCUCAAGCCAGGUGAGGUGCUGAGCAUCCUCCUCUACCUGAUGUCCAACUCCACCGUGGAGCACUUCACCCUCAGGGUGAAGGCCAAGAAGGGUGUCAACCUGCUCAGCACCAAGUCAAGGAGUGGGCAGUGGCUGGUGAGCUCGGAGCUGCUGACGGGCGGCAAGCACUCCACUGCCACUGUCGAUGUCUCCAGGGUGGACGGUGCCGGGCCCAGGGAUGGGGACUCCUCUGAGAUCAUGCAGCUGGAUUUCGAGAUGGAGAACUUCACCAGCCAGUCGGUGACACGCCGCAUCAUGUGGCACAUUGACUACCGGGGCCGCAACCCCCCUCCUGACCUAGAGAAGGUGGUGACGGAGCUGACGGUCAUCCAGAGGGACAUCAGGGCCAUCGUGCCCCUGGCCAUGGACACGGAAAUCAUCAACACGGCCAUCCUGACAGGGCGGACGGUGGCCAUCCCCGUGAAGGUCAUCGCCAUUGAGCUGAGCGGUGUCAUCGUGGACGUUUCUGCUAUGGUUGAGUGCAAGUCCAACAACGAAGACAUCAUCAAGGUAUCCAGCAGUUGUGACUAUGUCUUUGUCAGCGGGAAGGAGUCGCAGGGCUCCAUGAACGCCCGGGUCACCUUCACCUAUGAGCACCUGUCUGCCCCACUGGAGAUGACAGUGUGGGUGCCCAAGCUGCCGCUGCACAUCGAGCUCUCAGACGCCCGCUUGAGCCAAGUGAAGGGCUGGAGGGUGCCCAUCCUGCCGGACAGGAGGUUGGUGCGGGACAGCGAACACGAAGAGGACGAAGAGGAGCGGAAGCAGAGCCGGGGCUGUGCCCUGCAGUACCAGCACACCACGCUGCAGGUCUUCACCCAGUUCCACACCACGGCGGCGGAGGGCACGGAGCAAGUGGUCACCAUGCUGGGCCCCGACUGGCUGGUGGAGGUCACAGACCUGGUCAGCGACUUCAUGCAUGUGGAUGACCCACGGGUGGCCCACAUGGUGGACAGCUUCACGCUGGCCGGGAGGGAGCCGGGCACCACGCUCUUCAAGGUUGUGUCCCCGCUCGUGGAAGCAGUGCUGGGUGAGACGCUGGUGACGGUGGCGGAGGAGAAGGUGAGCAUCACGGACCUGAAGGCCCAGGUGGUCUCCAGCCUCUCGCUGUCCCUCCACCCCAGCCCGGGCAAUAGCCACACCAUCAUUGCCCGGACAUCCGUGCAGCAGACCCUCAGCUUCUUCAAGCAGGAAGCGCUCCUGAGCCUGUGGAUUUCCUACAGCGAUGGCACCACGGCCCCCCUGUCCCUCUACGACCCCAAGGACUACAACCUGGUGGUGAGCAGCCUGGAUGAGAAGGUGGUCUCGGUGACCCAGGACCGGGCAUUCCCUUUGGUGGUGGCACAGAGCGAGGGUGCAGGGGAGCUGCUGCGGGUUGAGCUGGUCAUCUGUGAGAGCUGCCAGAAGACCAAGCGCAAGAGCGUCCUCUUCACAGCCUCGGCCAGCGUGCGGGUCCACUUUGGGUCCGAGGAGGACCCAACCUAUGACUAUGACCAUGUCCCCAGCAAGCCGGGGCUGGCAGAGACGGGGGCAAGCACCACCCUGCGGGCAGAGGUGGAGAAGAAAGCGGAGCCAAGCGAGGACAGUAGGAUGUCCAGUGCGUCUCAUCCCACUGAGGACUUCCCCACCAUCCCCACUGGCUUUGUCCAGGUGACCAGGGGGCUGACAGACCUGGAGAUAGGCAUGUACGCCCUCCUGGGUGUCUUCUGCCUGGCCAUCUUGGUCUUUCUCAUCAACUGCAUUGUCUUUGUGCUGAAAUACCGGCACAAACGUAUCCCUCCCGAAGGCCAGACCAACAUGGACCAUUCCCAUCACUGGGUCUUCCUGGGCAACGGGCAGCCCUUGCGGGCUCACAAUGACCUCUCCCCCCAGCCCGAAAGCCCUGGGAACCCCCUGGAGAACGUCCAGACCUGCUGCCAUGGGGACCACCACAGCAGUGGGAGCUCGCAGACCAGCGUGCAGAGCCAGGUCCAUGGCCGUGGGGAUGGUUCCUCGGGGGGCUCCACACGGGACCAGAGCGAGGACCCGCUCAACUCCCCCACCUCCAAAAGGAAGCGGGUGAAGUUCACCACCUUCGCCACACUGCCCUCCGACGAGCUGGCCUACAACUCCAUCCCCAUCGCUGAUGAGGAGGACUUGGAGUGGGUCUGCCAGGACAUGGGGCUGCAAGACCCCGAAGAGCUUCACAACUACAUCCGCAGAAUCAAAGAGAUCGCUUAACGCAGGGGCAGAGGGGAUGGGGUGGGAGGGAGGGGGCUGCCACGCUGUGCCACGCCAUGCCACGCCGUGCCAUGCCACGCCACACCAUGCCAGCCGUGUCCCCAGGGCUGGAGACCCACAUUCGGCUCUCUUUUGCGCGUUCCCUCUUCCGCACAUCUCACGUCCUCACCCUGUUGGAAGGCACCCCUUGGGGCCUUGUUCUUUUCAUGCCCUUUACCAUCUGGUUUUCCCAGAGGAGGCAUCAAGCACACGCGUGGCCCCCCCAGCCUGCUGGCUUGUGGGGGGGGGCAGAGAUGGAUGGGGUCAAAACCUCGGUGCGUAUCCAGUGGUGCACAGGGCAGGAUGAUGCUGCGGGUCCUGCUGUGCAGGGAGUGGAAGAGAGGAGAUGCCCAGUGGGGAGGUGGCUAGUGGGGGCUUCCAAAAGGCAGCCCCCUGCCUUUGCUGCACUUGGUUGCACAAUUCUGGAGGUGAGUGCUGGUUCAGGGAUCUGCCGUUGGGGUGUUGGGGGGCUCCCCCAGCCAAAGUCUGCUGCCCCAUGCUGUGGGUGAUGCAGGAUCGGGAACAGAGACCCAUGGUCACAGCUCUGGGGCACUGCAAUCCCCAUCACCUGCUGUGUCUCAGCACUAAAUGCCAGGGUCUUUCCCUGCUCCUUUCGGUGUGAGUUCUGUGGGAUGGUGACAGUAAUGUUUGCCACAUGAGGACCUCUUGGGGAGCACAGCAGCUGUCUCUGCCCCAUCUUGCUGCCUGGGCAGGGGCACUUUGGGUGGCCACCAAGCUUGCUGCCUAUGAGCUUGCCUGUCCUCGUGUCUCCCUGUGCUCCCAGCUAUGAGGCCACCCAACAGCCCUGCUGGGACCUUCAGGGCCAGCCCCUGGUUUCUGCCCCACUGGUGAUGGGAUGUAGCUCUGGGACCGGGAGGUGCUGUGGGGGCUUCCCUCUACUGCGGGGGGGGCCACAAAUGGACCUGGCCUGAGCCUCCUAGUGCACAGUUCCCUCAGUGCCAGACCAGCGUGGAUGCCUGGAGCCAGGCUCAGGCUCUGUGGUGCCUUCUGACUGCCAUAACCCAAUGCCUCCCUGGUCACCCCAUGCUGGUGGCAGCUCCCAGCCCCUCUGGCUCAUCGGAGAGGCCUCCCCGAGCCCAGGGCCACCCCAUGUCCGGUGCAGAGCACCCUCAGCCAGUCUAACCCUAUGGUUACCAGGGCUGGUGGGCUGGGGGUCCUGUGGUCACCGAUGGCGUGGGGAUGGGGACUCCCCCCUCAGCAUCACCCCGUGGAGGGGAAACAGAGGCUGGCAGGGGAUUAUUUCUGGAUUGGAAGUUACCCACCACUGUGUCUCUUUCUUUCUUUAUUUUAUUUUCUCUUUUUCUUUUUCUUAAAUAAAAGACCAGAAAAGAAAAAAACAAUGAAACAAAAAGCCAAAACCAAAAGGUACUGCAGCACUGUGAUGGGCUGUAUCUCUGCUGGGGUGCUGGGGGGGAUGUGCUACCACUGGUUUGGGGGUCAGCGCUAGUGGCACAGGGUCUGCUUGGGGACACACACACACACUGCCAGGGUCCUGGAGGUAGGGCUCGGCUUUGACCCCCACCUAAGCUCUGAGCACUUUGGGGUCAAAGCUGUGGAUAUGGGGCUUCCCCUCUCCAAAAUCCUCCUGUCUUGGGCAGCCUGAUCACAGCUCGGUGGUCAGGGACAGGCGAUGCUGCAGCCCCAUCCUCGCUGGCCCCCAUGCCUCAGUUUCCCUGUUAGGCAAGCAGCAGUCCAUGGUUGUGUGUGGUGUUUCAAAAGCCUCUUUAAAGAGUUUAUCAGAGGCCUUAAAACUUCCCUGAUAGCUCUGUGCUGGAUUUAUGUAUACAUAUAUAUAUAUAGGGGGACCGAGAUGUGCUCAAAGGCCAGCAGGAUGAUGCAGUUAGUUAGGUUUUACUGUGCCCCAUUAUCUAAAGGACCCAGGUCUGGCUGAACAAGCCACUGAGCUGAUAUCAGCUCCGAGCAGUGAAAUCAAUACAGCUGACUUCCCUGCUUGGAAGUGUCAAAGCUCCCUGUUAUAUUAACAUAUAUGAAUAGCUGUUAAAAAAGUAAUAAUAAAUGAAAAAGGAGAGGGGAAAGGUAAGAAAAGUGUAUAAUAAAAUCUUAUUCUUCUAAUAAGACACAGCAGCACCUGGCUCCUGCUCUGUGAGCACGUCCCAGGGGAGGUGGAAGGUGGUGGGUCAGGGAUGAGGUAGCUUGGCCAGAAUCAGCAUGGGGUGUCCUUGUGGCUGAGCUGAUGCCAGGUUUUUCCUCCUCCCCCCUUCUUCUGGCUGCUUUCCACCAGCCCCCCUUGAGCGGUGCUCAAUGGCUGUAGCCAGGCCCAAGAUCUGACACCAAGCAUCAGCACUGGUUUUCCAGCCCAUCACUUCCCAUUUCAGCUGACGGAUCUGUCUCGGGUCUCCAAGAGCCCUUGGGAAGGCAGCACCCAUGGGCAAGGGGAACCCAAGCUGUUGGCAGGGGUUGAUGAUGCUCUCAUGCCCAUGUCCUACCAGCAGCUUUUGCCACCCAGGCACCUCCAUCCAGCAUCACUGCUUUUGGGGAU
Molecule: messenger RNA, 6254 nt
Organism: Strigops habroptila (Kakapo)
Lineage: Eukaryota; Metazoa; Chordata; Aves; Psittaciformes; Psittacidae
Gene: TMEM132E
Product: transmembrane protein 132E
Exons: 10
Coding region: 542-3694 (1050 amino acids)
Source: RefSeq, a predicted model, not a curated record